Spirodela intermedia is the source of this 8611-nucleotide messenger RNA. The record is from the annotation of a GenBank genome assembly. Lineage: Eukaryota; Viridiplantae; Streptophyta; Magnoliopsida; Alismatales; Araceae.
AUGGCGGGAAACAUGAGACUUCUGGCCGUGCUGUGCCUGAUCUCUCUGUGUCUGUCGGCGUAUGGACGCGCGGCAGCCGUCGCGCCCAUCAAACUCGAUGCUCAUCGUUCUGCUGCCCUGGAGGCGUUUGUGCCCUUUGACGGAUCGUUUGGAGGGUCAGUUUUCGUGAUUUCUCACUCUGCCGGUCGUCUUAUUUUGUGUGAAUUGUUUGCUAAUAGCACUUGAUCUGGUCAUCCGGAGUCGGAGUGUGAAUAGAUUGUAGAGUCUGGUUACCAUUUACUUCUUUCUCUUUUUUGCCCCCCAAUUUCUCGCUCCCCUGAAGAAAUCAGCUGACUUUGAAUCUUGGAUUUCUGAUGCGAGGGAACGAAACUUGCGGUACAGAACGUGAUGUUUGAUUUGUUAUCGACGAUAUCGCGAUCGGUCUUCCCCUCUAGUGAUAUUUUCGAGACUUUUCUUUCGUGGAAAACGUUCGUAUAUUCUUACUAACCUAGAGUCGAUUGGAGUGACUUAUUUCCAGUCACCUCAUUCCCCCUCCCCUCUACCAGUCUCAAUUUGAUGGAAACUGCAAUACAUGUGAUCAUCACAAUGGCAAGGUAGACAUGGGGGAAUGCUCUAAUGAAGUUUCCACGAACGAUCACUGAUGCGUUUUUCGUUUGCCAGUUUUAGUAAUGUGGCGUUCGAUUGCUUGAUUUCUAAUUGAUCUCCCAUUUCUGCGUAGCUACUAAUCUCCAACUAUGAUCCGCGUUCCUGUGACUAGGUUUGGUUAUUUUUUUCGGUGUUAUUCUGAGAUAUACAUUUGUAGAUUUAUCUGUCGCAUAAAUAUAUUUGGACAUAAGCAUAUACUUGUUUUCGGUCUGAUUGAUUCGUCCAUGUGGACGUGACACUCUUUUUCAUAUCCCCAGAUAAAAACAUCGAGUGUUUCGGAUCAGGUACACCCUUCAAAUUGCACAGUCAGUUUGGCUGUCUUUGUGCCUAUGGAUAAUAAUCCCAAGUCAUGACUGUUGUGUUCCCUUGAUUGUUUUCUGCCUCCCCUGGAUCUACACAGACUUUCGUGCUCGUACAUAGCUUAAAUAAUGCGUACUAAAGUGAUAACAGAUACAAACUGAAGUGAACGUAUAUUCAUUCGAUCCAGUUUGCAAUCUAUCUGUGUCACUGUCUACCAUUAAAGAUUAAUACUUUAACAUUUUUUGCCAUGUGAGCCAGUUAGAAUGUUUCUUUCCUCUUUCUGUCUGAACUAAAAGGUUUCCAAUACCGUUAAAUUUAUAAAUUUAUCUCAGGAAAACAUUGUUCAAUUGCUAACAUGGUGUUUCAUGGCCGCAGCUUAGAAGAGACAUACGAAGCUCUGAGAACAUAUCAGAUUCUUGGUCUUGACAAGGGUGCUGACAUAAGGCAUGCAACCUGUCCACUCGUUUUGGAGAGCCUCAGUUCGUCAUCUUCUAGUCUCAAGGACAUAUUUGAUUCCUUGAGAGUUAACACCAUUCUACAAUGCAAGAUUGAUGCUAAUAAAAUCAAGGUUUCCUUUUCACGCUGUCAAUGGCAUUUCUUUAUCUUGAUAUAUUCCGUGUGGAUAACUGCGAAUAAAAGUAUUCAUAUGUAAAUUUUGUUUUUUGUCUUCUUGUCUGUUCUCUUCUAGGAAGUUACUUCUAAACUUCAAAUUGUUGUUAGAGAUGCGACUUCAUUGGUGGACCUCUACCUGGCUGUUGAAAGUAUGCUUCUUAUCAAGGUAGUGCUUUACCCACACAAAAGUCCUCUUAAUUUCUUGAUCCUAAACGAUCACGUUCUCUAUUCAAAUUGGUUCGUGGGACAAUAUGAAUCUUCCUGAAAGUGGAAUGAACUUUCUGAUCACGUUCCCUUGAAACUUGUGAGAGAAAAGGCGAUCAUCUCAUUUACUUUGUCGUUGUCACACAGGAAGAAGGUUUCACCGUGGUUCCUGGUGACACUGAUGGGAUUUUUCAUUCAAUCAAGGUAACCAAUAUCACUAUCUUUUCAUUUAUCAAUGGUGUUUAUGUUUUCAUGUCACUUAAUUUUAAUUGGAGAAUAGAGGUCAUUGGUGUACUAACUAGAGUAUGCUAAGAACAGUCUUUCAGUCAAAGUGAUGGAAGAUGGCGUUAUAGUGCAAAUGGUGGGGAAGCAAGCACAUAUGCUGCAGGUAUUGUUACUAUGUAGUCUCACUUUAAAUAAACAAUCAAUAAGAAAACAAACCUGAUCAAUCUUGCAGUGAAUAUUCUCAAAUUUCAUCUAGUCUCCCUUGAACAUAUGUUUCUCUUCUGAUUUAAUGAAUAUGAUUCCUAGAACGCCUGAUUCACGCCAUACCUUGGGCAUCCAUCUUAUGUUACUCCAGGUUUAGCACUUGAAGCUCUUGCGGGAGUUAUCUCAUUAUCAACAAAUGAAAUUGACCAAUCCAUGGUAUUUUUUAUUUUAGAAUCUACCAUUUGCUGUUAUUAUCCAAUAAAAAUUUGUCUUAUGGACCAGUGCCUGUUAACCUUUCGUGUGUUAAUAGUCACAUAGUUUUUGUUCCGAAUAUUUUAUCAUCAGUGUUUCUUCUUAAAUAUCAUCUUUUGGAGCAUUUGAUCCAUUUGCCUCAUAUUGAUGCACUGCAGAUUUCCAUUGUGAAAAAUGAUAUCGUGAAGUUGUUUGAUAUCAUUGAAAGUUACGGUAUGUUCUCAUUCUGAUUCCAUCAUUCUUACUAGUUUUCCCACUUGCAUAAUCAUUGUGUAUUCAAUUAGUUUGAUAUUGUUCUUCAUCCGUUUCUGUUAUUGUUUGGACGUUUGUGUUUUUAUCGGCUUCUUCCUGAGUUCCUAUGAAUGUUAAACAAUGGCUCAGAAUUUUAAUUUGUAUCAGUUCAAUUUAUUUACAUACAUUUGCGUAGACUAAAUAUUAUUUGAGCCAUUGUGAUUCUAUUUGUUGUUAUUAUCUGUCAUAACUUUAUGGAAUACAACCUUUGUUCGCGCUGUAGGGGACCUAUAUCUACAGAAGACUAAUUUCGGUGAAUAAAAAAUAUUUUUGCUGACAGAAAAAUAUUUUACAGAGAUAUUUUGUCUGUCAAAUAUUUAGUGGUUAUCUUCAUCGCUUCCUAACGCAAUUAACACUCUAUUUUGCCUGAGCACCUCAUAGCUUUUUUGCCUAGGCUGUAAGGUAAUAUGCCAAAGCUUUGGUUCAUUCUAUAGCCUAAAAGCAAGAAAGCUAUGAAGUUAAAAAGAUGAUAAAAUAGAUCCCUUGUUCUGAUGCGUGAAUACCUUUUUACAGUCUCUCAAAAUGGAAUAUGUUCCAAACACAUGACAUGGUUCCUUACUUUGACAGGGUGCAAAUAUAAUACAAAAAUGUGUUCCUGAAUUGCAGUACCUCAUUAUUUUUCAUUGAUCUUGCAUUUUUCUUUGUGCCAUGUGUUGAUGCGAACCUACCUCAAGAUAACUUAAGUUGGAUGUCAGGUUUAGCACAUGUUGAAAUGGUAAUUAAUAGGUUAACAAACGGGAGAGUAAUGAGAAACCAGGUGACAGAUCAAGGGGAGUUCCAUUGGGCGAUUAGAAAAUAAUAUUUACGUGCAAAUGUCGGUUAGUGUGUGCUCCUUUUUUGGGUACUAAAUGAUAUGUCUAAUAGUAAUUUGCUAUUACAUAUCAGUCUCUCAGCAUCCAAGACCAACUACUAUCUAGUCCCUCACAUGCCUGUCAGAAAAAUUAUGUGUGGGCUGCAUUUAGGUAGGCCACACUGCUAGUCGAUGUGCCCUGCAGUCCUGACAAGUAUCUUUGUUCGCAUACAUUGGGUGUUCAUCCUAUCAUGGAUUUCCUUAUGAUAUUCAUCUUUGUUAUUGUCACAACUGUAGAGUAAUUCCUGUCAAUCUUCUAUGACUGACUGUUUGUUGAAAAUGUUGUGUGCGCUGCUCUUUUCCCUUGUCAAUUGUUCUUAUUGUAACUUUUAUUUCAUAUGUUUUGGUUAAGUUAUAGUUGCAUCGAUGAUCCGAGGUCUUCUCUUAGUACAAUGAGUGUAUGUGUGUGAAUCCUGUUAUGUGUGCUUAUUUAUUGGAUCAUCCUUGUUAUAGACGAUGGGGCUAUGUACUUUGAUGAAAAGCAAGUUGACGCUAGAGAAUAUCGUGGACCACUUUCAACUACCUCUUCCGUCAUACGAGGGAUAACUAAAUUCGCUGCUGUAGCCUCUGGGAAGUUGGAUGUGAGUCAAUAUGUGCUUCGAAGAAAUCACCGAUGUUUCAUAUUCUUCUCCUUGUUUCAUUCACAAAUGUGGUGUACAUUGACUAUUUAAAAUCUUGCUCAUGGAAAGUUGAUGUUUGCAGAUUCCAAGAGAGAAAAUUGUGGGCUUGGCAAAAUUCUUCCUUAGCAUCGGAGUUCCUGGCAAUGCAAAAGAUCUCUUCCACCAGGUUGAUUCUUUGAGUUACUUAGAAAACAACAGGCAAGUAGAGUGACUGGUUGUCUUAAAGCAUAUGUUCUCCAAUGGGAUCCUUGCAAACGUUUUAGUCUUGUUGAACGAUAUGAGUUGUUAUUUUGUGGCCCAUUUAGUGAUGACGAUGAUUGCUAUAUUGUAUGCUCAACAAUUUCUUUGGAUGCCAACAUUUCCGUCUGACUUGCCCUUACAGAUAUAGUUCAAAAAAAAAAAAUUAGAUAUAGCUUUGUGGAGCACUUUUUGCAGUAAUCUAUUUAUUUAUUUUUAAUUACCAAGCAUUUCAUUUCGCUGUUUAUUCAUCAUUUCUUGAAAUAGGGUUGGCGUUCCUCUCAUUGUGUCACUCCCUGGAGCUGCCUUGUCAUUGACAUCAAAAGACCAGCUCAAGGUGCGUAUGUACAUCCAGAUAUUUGGUUCAGUUGUUUGCACAAUAUUAAAGUAACGCUUUUCAGCAUCUCUGGACUGGAUAUCUAGACUGUCCUUGUGCAGUAGCGGGAUUCCCUGCUGCACGUGGACCUCAACCCAGACACUGUUCUAACACUGUACUUUGCACAAGUCUCAUUUUUCAUCUUGAAAGGAUGAUAAAUAAAUGAUUUGACGUUGCAGGAAAAUUUAAAGGGAGCUGCAAAUAUUUAGUAUUGUUGCUGUGGUGACCAGCUGGGUUACCAUGAGAACUGACAGCCUUUUCUAUUUGUCGUAUUUUGGACAUAAAAAUAUAUCUUCGAUAUGCAACGCCACUCACAUGUGAAUUUUGUUAAAAAACUGAAUACCUUUGGUUGUAGUUUCAGUGGUGCUUUCUUACUCGGGUAAGGCCUUGUAUCUGUAUGAUAGUUAUGAAUAUUUUUGCAUCAAUUUCAUGUUUCCGUGAUGAUCAAGGGGAAAAAUUAAUUAAAUUCAGACUGCAUCCCAAAUGAUCUCUCGUAACAUAUCAACUUCUGUGUGUGCUAGGUCAAAGUUACUACAGUUUUCGGAUCCAGAGCACCUCCACUGACAGUCAAACUUGUGCAAGCUUUGGAUUCUGACUCAAAGAAUAUUCCUGCGCUAGAGGAUAAGGUAUUUCAUUGUUAUAUCAUACCAAAAAUAGAUAAUUGCUACCAUUGUAUUUCUUUUUACUCUGGUCAUCAUUGCGUUUUAUUUCGUCUCUUGUCCAUAUCUAGCCUUUUCUUCCCUCUCAUGGCCUUUCUAAAUUCCAUGUCAUUGGUUGAAUAGAUUGUUCGCUCUUACUAACUGACAGUUCUGCAGAUUAUUCAUCCGUCCCUUUAUAUGUAUUGAUCUUUUAAACCAUUCUUUUGGUACAGGAAUUAAAUUUUGACGCAGAGAACUUGGUGCAUUCUUUGGAUAUAGUAUCUCUGAACGUGGAUAUGGGGAAAUAUUCAUUAUUUUUUAAGGUAUCAUUGUCUGUGGUUAAAAAGUCUGUUUGUUUGUUCUAUUUAUUUCUGCAAAGACUGAUAAUGUGGUUUGGCAUUUUCUUGAAGAUUUUGCUUCACGAGUCCAAACAUGAAAGUAUUUAUGCUACUGCUAGGAGUGUUCAGUUGCCACUGGUGGUCAUGGGACUCUUGAAAAUUGAUGGUUUGGAAAUCGCAGUUUUGGAUACUGAUGUCACAGAGACGCAAAAAAAGUAAGGCCACUAUGUUCCUUUGCUGCAAAAAUUAAAUAACUAUUUACCUUUGCCGAAAAACUUAUUAACUAUUUAUCUGUUAUGUUCCUAACGCUAUUGGUUUGUUUUUCCUGCAAUUUCUGAUGCUAUGACUUCAUAAAAUUACUUACAAUUUAAAAUAAUAUGCGCUCAUGGUAUGCUCGGUCACCAAGAUAUCAGUCAAGGAAUUCACUAAAUGAUUUAUAUUUGACGCUUGGUGUAUAGGAAGUUAGUUUAUUGGGAGUGUUCUUUAUAUAAACUUCUUACAGAAGGUGAAGACGCCAGUGGUCCUUUUUUUUAUAUAUAAGGUCUUGUAAUAUCCUCCAGGAUUUUUCUAGGUUUUGAACAACCAUGAAUGACCUGCUAUACCAGAAAUGUUUUUAGUCUAUAACGUUGAAUGGCUGAUAAUAUUGGCAACGUACGGAAAAACCAUGAGUUCGAAUCAGCUUUUGUUAACAGAUGAGUCCUGUCUCUUUAAAUUAGCCUGACGUGGAGUAGAUUGAGGAAAGGAUAAGAAAUGUACAGCUUUACCGAACAAACUUUUAUAUGGAAAAGUCAAAUGAAGGCAAUGUUUGCUCAAAUUCAACAAAGGCAGGAUAAUGUUGAAGAAAGCUUCAAUUGAUUAUGUGAAAUGAGUAACAUUGUUAUUUUGAGGGCUCGAUUUCAGGUUAUUUAUUACUUCUGUGCUUGGAUUUGAAUGAGUUGUUUUCUCAAAGCCAUUGGUGCCUUUGAGUGUGUUUCGGCUCUCCCUGCGGUGCACCGUAUGAGUGUGCAGCUAUUUGGAUCCAAAAUUCAUUUCUAUUCGGGUGGUUUCGCACUGCUCGUUAUUUGUAUGCGAAAAUUCAUUAUUUCUUGUUUAUUGACCAAAAAUUGACGAUGCGAAUUUUAUUUUCAGGAAUAGCGGACUGACUUUGCAUGACUGUUUAUUUACUUCCCUAUCGCAGGCUAGAUUUGUCAAAGGAAAAUGCUGUAUCGCUCUCUGCAAGCCAUCUGCAGAAGUUGAGUUUAACCUUCCAGCUAACAACACCACUUGGCCAUGUUUUCAAUUCACAGCAGGUAUAUUGACCAUUGAGUGAUGAGGCCUUUUUUUUCUUUUUCCUUCUCGUUUAAUUUUUUUCCUUUGAAAUACUCAUUCAAAGCGCCCAAGCUUCUUGCAGCGUUUUCUGAAGCUUAGACAUGAGUCUAAAGUUGAACACAUCUUUCUUGUGGGGAGAGAUGACAGGCGAUUUAAGAUAGUACUGGUGAGUACCUUUGUCCACGUACUAAAAACAAAUUUACAAGUUUUCGGGUGACUAGUAUAAGUACAAUUUUCUUCUCCCGAUUUUCUUCAGUUAUCCAUGCAUCGCUUCCUUUUUUUUCUUUUUUUUUUCUUUUUUUUUUUUUUUUUUUUGGGUUAAGAGGAUGCGUUGAGGGCUGCUGUAAAAUAUGCUGCCAAAGGAGAGAAUUUGUUUGUAUCAUAUUUUCAGUGGAGAAUCAAACAUUAUUUUCUGGGGUCACUAGAGGUCUUCUUCUAGUUCAAAACUAUGCCAAUGGUUGAAGACAUUGAUCCUAGCUGUUGCAUUGUUUCUCUUGAUUUGUCUUUGAGAGUGAUUGCUUUGUAUCUAUCAAUGAGCCAUGUUACUCUGGAGUUGAUAAUUAAAAAAAAAUAAAAAUAAAAUAUGAGGUGAUGAUGAAGUGACGCCUAUUCUGAUGCUCUUGGCAUUUAUUUAUUUAUCUAUCAUUAGGACUUUCUGGGUCUCGUUGAGAAGUUUUACUACCUUUCUGGAAGAUACGAAAUCGAACUCACUGUGGGCGACGUAGCAAUGGUAUGUGUUUGCCCCCCCCCACAUAUGCCCCACUUUGUAUUUUCCUGUUCUACUCCCAACAGAACCACUGACCUUAUGUGGUUGUUUACAGGAGAACUCGUUCUUUUUGGCCAUAGGACACCUGGAGCUAGACCUGCCAGAGGCCCCAGAGAAAGCAGCCCGGCCACCUCCUCAGCCUGUUGAUGCCUACCUGAGGUUUGGACCAAAAGCGGAGAUAUCUCACAUUUUCCGUGCACCAGAGAAGCGCCCGCCGAAGGAGCUUUCUGUUGCAUUCUUGGUUCUUACCCUCCUGCCACUGUUGGUAUUCAUCGUCGGGGUGAGUCAGUCGUUUUCCCAAAGUGGGCAGGUUUCCUUAUAUAUAUAUAUAUAUAUAUAUAUAUAUAUAUAUAUAUAUAUUAUCUACGGAUCAGUUCUCGAUGCGCAUAAUAAAUUGUGGCUUGAUUGGGCAGCUGCUGCGCCUGGGAGUCAAUCUGAAGAAUUUCCCUUCUUCGGCUGUGCCUGCUCUCCUCGCCAUUCUCUUCCAUGUUGGAAUCGGAGCCGUGCUUUCUCUCUACGUGCUCUUCUGGCUAAAGGUUCUCACCCCCACCCCCCAUGAAUCUGCUGUGCAUAUCCAUUGACUCCCCUGUGCAUGUCUAUUGAUAAUCUGCCUCUUCCCUGCGCACAGUUGGACCUGUUCAUUGCACUGAAGGCUCUGGCGUUCCUCGGAGCUUUCCUCGUCCUCGUUGGCCACCGGACCCUCACCCACCUCGCAUCCACAGCGGCAAAGCUGAAGUCAUCCUGA